Molecule: messenger RNA, 276 nt
Organism: Ilex paraguariensis (yerba mate)
Lineage: Eukaryota; Viridiplantae; Streptophyta; Magnoliopsida; Aquifoliales; Aquifoliaceae
Source: the annotation of a GenBank genome assembly
AUGACGAGCUUUCUCUUACAUCUGGAUCUCAUGGCGCAGUCUUGGGUGGAAAAAGUGCCAGAGUAUCCGCAUCCAGUGAAACUUGGAGUGCUUACAAUGGCUGCAGCUGCAGCAGGGUUCCUAGCUUCGACAGUAUUUGUAGUGACCGGCUUUGACUUCUCCGUGACUCUAUAUGUGGUAUGGCCUAUGGCCAAACCAUUUCUUAAGCUUUUGUUUGGACUUGUCUUCGGUAUUUUAGCGAGAGUUUGGGAGAAUUUUGCUGAUAUCGUUAGUUGA